Messenger RNA from Wallemia ichthyophaga EXF-994, 1632 nucleotides. RefSeq names its product Protein STE50. The transcript has 7 exons. Lineage: Eukaryota; Fungi; Basidiomycota; Wallemiomycetes; Wallemiales; Wallemiaceae. The record is from RefSeq and is a predicted model, not a curated record. The coding region runs from base 1 to 1632 and encodes 543 amino acids. Gene Ontology annotation, molecular function: ionotropic glutamate receptor binding; synaptic receptor adaptor activity. Gene Ontology annotation, biological process: signal transduction.
AUGACACCACCAAACCUCAAUGAAGAUCUAAGGAAUAAGAAUAUUCUUAAUUGGAGUGAUUUUGAUGUCGGAUGUUGGUUACAGCAGCUCAAUUACCCACAGCAUCUGCACAUGUUCAAAGAAAAUGAGAUUUCUGGUGAAAUCCUCGUUCAUUUGGACCAUGAAGCACUCAAGGAUCUGGGUAUUAUAUCCGUUGGAAUCAGGCUUAACAUUCUACGUGAAAUUUAUCAUCUCAAGCUCUUUUUUGAUAUUUCUGUUGAACCAGAGCACUAUGUACCACCUUCUGAAACCAUAAACCAAUCUAAAUCCUCAUCUUACAGCCAAUCUAACCUUAUAAACAAGGUGUCCGUCCACGACGAUAGACUAAACGCUCUGGAAUCUGAUUACAGGAGGUUAUUCAAGUCCUUCGAAGCUACUUACGAUGAGCUUAUGUGUUUGAAGUCUGAUAGUUCCUCGAAACCUUCCAAGCACCUCGACGACUUGCUCAAAUCCCCCGAUUCCGAACUUGAAAUUUCUCCAAAGACUAUCACCGUUUCCCCUGCUACCACUUCCGCACCAAGCUCUGCUCCCCCAAACACUUCAUCCACCUCUGCUUCCUCAAACAUAUCUGAGACACUCAAAGAUGACGACAACGAGGAUACCAGGGAUUCUAAUAACUUGAAAGACACCACCAGACUUCUCAGGCAGGCUUCUCUUGGUGAUUUAUCCCGUGCUAGAUCUGGUAAAGCUAAAUCAAACGUAAAAGUUAAGCUCGAUGACAGCUGCUGGACUGUCCUCCCUGCUGCGCUCAAGAAAUACAAAAUUGAUGAUGAUUGGACUAAGUAUGCCUUGUUCAUUUGCUAUGGUAAAACUGAACGUUGCUUGUCAUACGAUGAGCGUCCUCUGCAGCUCUUCCAGAAGCUAAAAGAACAGUCUCAGCAACCCGUCUUCAUGCUCCGACAUAUCAAGGAAUUGAGAUCACCUAUAUCUAUAGCCUUGCAAAAGCAGCGAUCUAGACGCGAAGCUAACAAUACCCUCACUCCACCCUCCAGUAGUAGUAAUCAGCCGCACUCGUCACUAUCCAGUGCAAACGCUAACGUUACUAGCUUCCGGAAUGGUAAACCACUCGCUGAAAUUUGUAGCAGUGAGGAGAUACAAGGCUACGCUAUAGCCAUAUACCCAUACACUGCGGAUAGAGAAGAUGAAUUUGACGUAAAUGUCAGUGAUCAAUUUGAGAUAGUGCAACGAGCCAAAGGAUGGUGGGUUGUACGCAGACAGGCUAAGAAUGAGGUUGGAUGGGUGCCUACGGGGUGUUUGCUGGAGGUCUCCAGUCUAUCCAACGAUGCCACUCAGAUGCAAAUUCUCAGCAACAGCUACGCAGCCACUGCGCUGAUAAAAUACACUGCCAACACACACAACGAAUGUGGGCUACACAAGGACGACAAGCUGAGGGUUUACAAGAAACAUAACCACUGGUGCUACGUGGUGAAAGAGCCAAAUGGAGAACGCGGAUGGACUCCUUCGUGGUACAUUUCAAGCAACAAGUCACGCGAAACGCAUUCUUCUAAUCCACCGCCUUCCAGUCAAGCUCAAAUGCCGCUAUCUGCAGCACCCAUCUAUAAGGGCUUCUCGUCGCCAUCGACGCCUGGCUAA